Messenger RNA from Grammomys surdaster, 1266 nucleotides. RefSeq names its product SRY-box 3 (gene Sox3). Gene Ontology annotation, biological process: positive regulation of transcription by RNA polymerase II; cell differentiation; negative regulation of transcription by RNA polymerase II. The annotation marks the transcript as partial. Lineage: Eukaryota; Metazoa; Chordata; Mammalia; Rodentia; Muridae. The transcript is spliced from 2 exons. The record is from RefSeq and is a predicted model, not a curated record. Gene Ontology annotation, molecular function: DNA-binding transcription factor activity, RNA polymerase II-specific; RNA polymerase II cis-regulatory region sequence-specific DNA binding.
AUAAGGGGCCGGGCCGGCUUCCCGGGCAGGCUGCGAAAGCGACCAGCUCGAGAGAACGCAUCAGGUGAGAGAACCCCGCGCGUUCCCGCCGACUUCGCCCGGAGCCCUUCAACAAGCCUGCCCUUCCCGCCCGAGCUGUCGGCCCGCCGGCCCCCGAGCACCACUCCGACGGAGUCCCCGGGCCUUUUCACCGUGGCCGCUCCAGCCCCCGGAGCGCCUUCUCCUCCCGCCACGCUGGCGCACCUCCUUCCCGCCCCGGCGAUGUACAGCCUGCUGGAGACUGAACUCAAGAAUCCCGUGGGGCCACCCACCCCAGCCGCGGCCACCGGUGGCCCCGCAGCUCCCGGCGCUGUGGUCAAGAGUAACCAGAACCCAGCCGGCGGCGCGAACGCAGGCAGCGGGGGCAGCGGGGGCGCGAACGGCGGCGGCGGUGGCGGGGGCAGCGACCAGGACCGUGUCAAGCGACCCAUGAACGCUUUCAUGGUGUGGUCCCGCGGGCAGCGGCGCAAGAUGGCCCUGGAGAACCCCAAGAUGCACAACUCCGAGAUCAGCAAGCGCUUGGGCGCCGACUGGAAACUGCUGACCGACGCAGAGAAGCGGCCGUUCAUCGACGAGGCCAAGCGACUGCGCGCGGUGCACAUGAAGGAGUACCCGGACUACAAGUACCGGCCCCGCCGCAAGACCAAGACGCUGCUCAAGAAGGACAAGUACUCGCUGCCGGGCGGCCUCCUGCCCCCGGGCGCCGCCGCCGCCGCCGCCGCUGCCGCCGCCGCCGCCGCCGCCAACAGCCCGGUGGGCGUGGGCCAGCGCCUGGACACGUACACGCACGUGAACGGCUGGGCCAACGGCGCCUACUCGCUCGUGCAGGAGCAGCUGGGCUACGCGCAGCCCCCAAGCAUGAGCAGCCCGCCGCCGCCGCCCGCGCUGCCGCAGAUGCAUCGCUACGACAUGGCCGGCCUGCAGUACAGCCCCAUGAUGCCACAGCCCGCCGCCGCCGCGGCCGCCGCCGCCGCCGCCAUGAGCCUGGGCCCCAUGGGCUCCGUGGUGAAGUCGGAGCCCAGCUCGCCGCCGCCCGCCAUCGCUUCGCACUCGCAGCGCGCCUGUCUCGGCGACCUGCGCGACAUGAUCAGCAUGUACCUGCCACCUGGCGGGGACGCGGCCGACGCCGCCUCUCCGCUCCCGGGCGGCCGGCUGCACGGCGUGCACCAGCACUACCAAGGCGCCGGGACUGCGGUCAAUGGAACGGUGCCGCUGACCCACAUCUGA